AUGGGUCUUGUUAAACAAGUUCGUUUAGGUCAAUCUGGUCUUAAGAUAUCCGCUAUCGUGGUCGGUUGUAUGUCAUAUGGUUCCAAAAAUUGGAUGGAAUGGGUGUUGGAUGAUAAAGAGAAAAUCUUUAAGAUUUUAAAACAUUGUUAUGAUAACGGGUUACGUACUUUCGAUACUGCUGAUGUUUAUUCCAAUGGGUUCAGUGAAAGACUACUUGGUGAAUUUUUGAAGAAAUAUAAUAUUAGAAGAGAAACAGUUGUAAUCUUAACUAAGGUUAAUUUCCCUGUUGAUGAAACAUUGGAUAUAGCUGUCGGUAAACCUCCUAGUGAAUCAGAAGCUUUGGAUUUAGCCAACCAAGGUGGGUUGUCUAGAAAACAUAUUCUUGAAGGCGUCAAAAAUUCUGUUGAAAGAUUAGGAACUUAUAUUGAUGUCUUACAAAUUCAUCGCUUCGAUCAUGAAGUUCCAAUGGAGGAAACAAUGAGAGCUUUGAAUGAUGUCGUUGUUCAGGGCUUAACUAGAUACAUCGGUGCUUCAUUGAUGUUGGCUACUGAAUUUGCUGAAUUACAAUUCAUUGCUGAAAAAAACGGUUGGUUCAAAUUUAUUAGCUCUCAAUCUUAUUAUAAUUUAUUGAAUCGUGAAGAUGAGAGAGAAUUGAUCCCAUUCGCCAAGAGACACGGUGUUGGUUUAAUUCCAUAUACACCAAAUGCAAGAGGUCGUCUAUGUAGACCAGUUGGAACAGUCACUGAAAGAGAAGUUGUCGAUAAGGCUUUACAUCCAAGACUAGUUCAGGACCUUUCUGAUGAUCAAAUUGAAAUUAUUACAAGGGUAGAGGAAUUAUCUAAAAAGAAGAAUGUUUCUAUGGCAACAAUCUCCAUGGCAUGGACAUUAUAUAAAGGCGUUAACCCCAUUGUUGGUUUAAGUUCCAUUGAAAGAGUUGAUGAAGCUAUUAGAGCUACUGAAGUUGAAUUGACAAAGGAAGAAGUUGACUACUUGGAAGAACCUUACCAACCAAAGUUUCCAAGAACUAAAUGA
Molecule: messenger RNA, 1032 nt
Organism: Naumovozyma dairenensis CBS 421
Lineage: Eukaryota; Fungi; Ascomycota; Saccharomycetes; Saccharomycetales; Saccharomycetaceae
Product: aldo/keto reductase
Exons: 1
Coding region: 1-1032 (343 amino acids)
Source: RefSeq, a predicted model, not a curated record